AUGACGCCACUAUUCCACGAGUUACAAUUCUAUCUCACACGUUCACUCUCCACUAAAGAGAAAGCAGAGCUUGAACGACUAAUUGAACAGAAUGGAGGUAUCGUGUCAACUACACCAGCACGUGCUAUGCAGCUUGUAAAUUACGAAUCACUGGAUGCAACGCAUCCCGAGUGGAUCUCCUUCGAUUUUAUCAAGGAUUCCGUCAUGUUGCAAUCAUUGCAAAACCCCUCUCAAUAUUCUGGAAAAGUUUAUACAAUUAGUAGAGAGAAGAAUACUGAUACUAAUAAUAACGUGAAGAAACAUGGUAGAAGAAAAUAUACAGUAGAAGAAGAUGCAAGGAUGUUACAUUAUGUUAAACUCAGAGGCUGGAAAUCGAUGCAGCCCAUGGCAGAGAGUGUGUGGAGACAAGCAGAGCGUGAGAAAGUGACGUUACAUUCAGCUCAGAGUAUGUAUGAACACUUUAGGAAACAAUUGCAGCGGAAGACAUUAAUGGAACAACGAUAUAUUAUGGCAAAGGCUGCGGCAGAGGUGAGAACGUGGAUAGUGAAUCACGAUGUCGUUGCAGCAAAUGAGGUGAAACGCGUAGGAGAAAUGCAAUCGUGUCCGAACUCGACGGGAUUACGGAAUUGCACGACUCCAGAGUCGAUAGCGAUAACGCAAGCUUUACAAAUUGCUUCAGUCGCUCCAGAUCAGUGUAGAUCUACGGUCCCUAUGACGUCUUCGGUUGCGAUGCGUGGAUUGGGGAAUAUAAACAGACGUGACGUGAGAACGCGGUCUAGGAAACCUACUUCUCCGUUGAGAAUCUCCGAGAGACUUCGUAGAAGUGAAGGGACCGACGUAUCUAAAGGCAUUACGUCUUUUAGAUCUACUACAUCUACGAAUCCUUAUCAUGUAGCUACGCCAGUGUGUCCAGCGACACCAGAGAUUUCGGUUGCUCAGACGGCCCCGGCAGAAUUGGAAACAGACGACCAGAGUGCAGACAGAAAGCAGCAUAAGCGAAAACAUGGAUCUUCAAGUAGUGAGGCCUCUGUCAGUCACGAUUCAAGCUUAUCGCACCAAGACACAGAGGACAGCGAUGUCGAAAGUGUUGAGAGCCUGACUCGUCGAGAUAAUGGCGUUUUUUUUCGCAGUACUUGGACCGAGCUGGCCAGAGACCAUACUAAGAGACGCAUGCUGCAGCGUUUUUUUGAACCUUUCUUGACACCUGCUUCAGUAGCCCAUACCUCGACACCUGAUCCUGAAGCCCAAGCAAGCAGCAGCGUCGCACCCUUACUCACGCAUCCGACUGACGUUGUCGUUCCUGCAGCAGCUCAAGUGGGAGAAGGGUUACAUCAAGUAAAGACGAUGGAGCAUGCUACAGACAAGGAAACCGAUCAAAUUAUUUGCCAGCUGCAAUUUGACACGCACCAAGAUAUGCCGACAGUGGUCCAUGCUCUGUACUAUUGCAGCGGUGACGUUGAAAUGGCUGCAGCCUUCUUAAAAGGCUUAAUGCCAUUAAGCAUGUGGUCUCCUGAGGACGACUUGCUACUCGUAAAUCUAGUGGCUGAGGAAGUCAUCGAUCGCUCUGUUGUAGAUGCAGCUAUAGCUCGUGGGGAUUUUGAAUUAAUGCGAGUGUGGUUGAAGAAAAGGUAUCAGCGACAGCAUGCUUGGGAUUCCGUAAUUCGAGUCACUGCCAAUAGUUGCGAAUCAAUGCACGUGAUGAGCAUUAAACGGGCUCAACCAAUAUGGAAUGCGAUACUAAAGACACUGAAAACUUGCAGCUUUAGUCACCCCCUGCUAUUUGCCUCCAAGUAUCGUGGACAAUGUACCUCACUUGACUCCAGAGAAUAUGCGAUGGUAGAUAAUUGUCUUAAAAUCAAGGACUUGACUGCACAAGUGGUUGAUUUUGCUGACAUCUUGAGUUUAGUUAAGCUCGCGAUGAAUGGAAUACGGUCUUUCCGAGAGCUUUUGAACGUAAUUGACUACAGGCUUGUGUUUUCUGCAAGGGAUUAUGUUAAUAACUCGAACCCGCCAAGUUUCAAGGCAACAGCGUUCAUGGUUGAGACAAGCGGUGGACGACGCGUUAUUUCGACCGAGGAGUUCAUGCAAGCCGCGCAGUUGCUGCAGUUGGAGCUGAUUGUGCCGCUUGCCGACGAGAUUUCGGGUGAGAAAGGGAGAAAUCGACACCGGGCGGCCUUGUGGGUGGAAAUGACCAAAUUCUGCGCCAGAGCAAAGCGCUUGGAGCUGAUCGAUAUUAUCGUGAAAGCGGUCACACUUGUGUCGCUUCCGCGUCUCAUCUCUGGGAUUGGACACCCACUUGACGUGCUUGACACCUUCAACCGCGGUGUCGACGCCUUUGUGUCCCCCUACCCGGAUAAUGCCACCAAAGCUGGAUCUGUUCUAGUCUUUUGGAUCAGCGACGACGAUAACGGCAGUAGCGCACGUGAGCGCUUUGGCGGAUUGUUGCACUUGCGUGAGAAACGGUUUGCGACUGACUUCAGCCCACUAAUGGCAGGGUUCGACUGCUUCACCUGCCAGAAAUAUUCACGAGCGUACGUCCAUCACAUGCUGAACGUCCGUGAGAUGCUUGGUGCCAUUUUGUUGUAUCUACACAACCUGCAGCACUACUACCGCUUCUUUCGUGAGAUCCGAGCAGUCAUCAUCGCAGACCGCUUUAGCGCUUACCACGCCAAAUUCGCAUCAAAGUUCAAAGAGAAGGUGUCACCUGCACCACCACUUUUGAUUCCGGCCGCGAUCGAAGAACGGACGAGGAAAACUGACGUUAAAAUGGGUGUGACCAAGGCGACAGCUCCAUUUGUAAGCAUGAGACAGUGA
Molecule: messenger RNA, 2814 nt
Organism: Peronospora belbahrii
Lineage: Eukaryota; Oomycota; Peronosporomycetes; Peronosporales; Peronosporaceae
Source: the annotation of a GenBank genome assembly